Molecule: messenger RNA, 1334 nt
Organism: Fragaria vesca subsp. vesca
Lineage: Eukaryota; Viridiplantae; Streptophyta; Magnoliopsida; Rosales; Rosaceae
Product: DNA-directed RNA polymerases I and III subunit rpac1-like
Exons: 9
Coding region: 1-1149 (382 amino acids)
Biological process (GO): DNA-templated transcription
Cellular component (GO): RNA polymerase I complex; RNA polymerase III complex
Molecular function (GO): DNA binding; protein dimerization activity
Source: RefSeq, a predicted model, not a curated record
AUGUCGUCUGGUAACGAAGACACGACUUCAAGCUCAGAGUCUGAGCAAUCAGAUUCCGCAAACGACACACUGGAUUUCAUAGAGAAGCUCUCAGAUGUGCCCAUGGGGAAGCUACCUCCACACAUCGAUUUCCAGAGGACACGUGUCGAUUGCAAGGCUGACGCUCCCAUUCACACUGAUACAUUUCAGUACUCCGGUGCUUAUGCAUCGAUGGGAGUCGAUAAUAGCUUGUUGGAUAGCUUCUCGAGCAAGUUUAGAGUUGAGGUUAUUCGUCUCGAAAAGGAUGAAAUGGAGUUUGAUAUGAUUGGGAUUGAUCCGGCUAUUGCCAAUGCGUUCAGGAGGAUCCUCAUAGCUGAGGUUCCCACGAUGGCUAUUGAAAGAGUUCUUAUUGCAAACAAUACAUCAGUAAUCCAAGAUGAAGUCCUUUCCCACAGAUUGGGUCUCAUUCCAAUCAAGGCUGACCCAAGAUUGUUUGAAUUUACAGAAAAUAAUACGGCAAAUGAAAAGAACACCAUUGUUUUUGGGCUCAAAGUGAGGUGUGAAAAGCAAGGCAAACGAAAGGGACCAAAACGGGAGGGGCAAGAACAAGAUGGACAAACACGUAUCACAGUCAAGUCAAAAGAUUUGGUUUGGUUGCCAAAUGGGAGUAACUUUACCUUGGAAUCAGACGGUUCAACCUACACAUCAUUUAGUUGCAGCCAGGAUUCCAUGCCAGAAUUUGCCACCAAUCCAGUUGGUCCAACGGAUGGAGAUAUUACAAUUGCUCGACUGGGCCCAGGCCAGGAAAUUGAACUGGAAGCACUUGCUGUUAAGGGAAUUGGCAAAACACAUGCAAAAUGGUCCCCGGUUGCCCCUGCUUGGUACAGAAUGCUUCCUGAGGUUAUAGUUCUGAAAGAUAUUGAGGAUGAGAUGGCUGAGAAACUUGUGGCAACAUGCCCAGUCAAGGUGUUUGAUAUCGAAGACAUUGGCAAUGGUAAAAAAAAGGCUACUGUAGCUAGAGCACGAAAAUGCACACUGUGUAGGGAGUGCAUCAGAGAAGGGAAGGGAUGGGAUGAUUCUUUGUCAUUACGACGUGUCAAAGAUCAUUUCAUUUGUAAACUAUUGAGGAGUUAUGUAGGGGGAUCUGAGGAAAGUGUCAAUGUAGUAUAAUUUGUUUCUAUGCCUGUUUUCUGAGUUGUAACUCUCAUUUUUCACUCACAGUUACCAUUGAAUCAACUGGGGUAUUACCACCAGAAGUGCUAUUUACCGAGGCUGUGAAGAUACUUCAAGACAAGUGUGAACGUGCGAUUAAUGAUAUUUGUUGAUGAUGCCUGUAUUUCUUGUGUAGACAGAAA